CUGAAGAAAAAGCCGAUGCAUGUGGCAAUGCUUGGAAUCGCUUACGUUUAAAAACUACAUUUACCACAAUGCUUUGCUUCGUAUGCAGGAAGAACGUCUAUUCAGACUCCCACGGAUCCAAGUUAGGAGCUUUCAGCUGCCAGCUUUGGCCCUUCAUUGAGCUGCAGUUGCUCCUAAACAGACAGAUGGAGGGAGGGAGGGAGAAGAAAGGCGAAGUCUUUUGUGCAUCCCCUCCCCCCCACUCAAGCAAAGGGGAAAUGUCCGUGCCCAAAGGAGGUAGGAGGAAGAAUCCCAGGCUCAAGAUUUCCAAGGAGGUGUUUGAUCAGCCCCCGUUAGCAGCGUCACCUCCACGAGACCUGGACUCUAAAGCCUGUGUCACUAUUGGGGACAAGAACUUUGUUGUGAAGGCGGAUGACCUGGAGCAGAUUUGCGAGUUGGGUCGGGGGGCCUAUGGCGUAGUGGACAAGAUGAGACACGUCCCCAGUGGCCUGAUCAUGGCUGUGAAGAGAAUACGGGCCACGGUGAACACACAGGAACAGAAGCGCCUGCUGAUGGAUCUGGACAUCUCCAUGAGGACAGUAGACUGCUUUUUCACGGUGACUUUCUAUGGAGCACUCUUCAGAGAGGGCGAUGUGUGGAUCUGCAUGGAGCUUAUGGACACAUCUCUGGACAAGUUCUACAAGCAGGUGAUCGACAGGGGCCUGACCAUCCCAGAGGAUAUCCUGGGCAAGAUCACGGUAUCUAUUGUAAAGGCACUGGAACAUCUGCACCGAAAUCUAUCCGUGAUCCACCGAGAUGUGAAACCUUCCAAUAUUCUCAUCAACACUCAGGGCCAAGUGAAAAUGUGUGACUUUGGGAUCAGCGGCUACCUGGUAGACUCUGUCGCAAAGACCAUGGACGCUGGGUGCAAGCCGUACAUGGCUCCUGAGAGAAUUAACCCAGAACUGAACCAAAAGGGCUACAAUGUCAAGUCUGAUAUCUGGAGUUUAGGCAUCACAAUGAUCGAGCUAGCCAUCCUGCGUUUCCCCUAUGACUCAUGGGGCACACCCUUCCAGCAGCUCAAGCAGGUGGUGGAGGAACCGUCACCCCAGCUGCCCGCCGAGUGCUUUUCUCCUGAGUUUGUGGACUUCACGUCUCAAUGUUUGAAGAAGAACUCGAAAGAGAGGCCAGCUUACACCGAGCUCAUGCAACAUCCAUUUUUCACACUUCACGACUCAAAAGAGACAGAUGUAUCCAGCUUCGUCAAGGUUGUUCUUGGUAACUGAAAGUGACAGUCCCUGACUUCCCAUUGGACCCCUGCCAGGCUGGACAACUAUGCCAAUGCUUCGAUGCACCUGGGCCCUCGGGCACUGCCCAAAUAACUUCUGAGGGAUUGGGCACUAUGCCAACUCACCAGUAUUCUGGUUGUCAGGCAUUACCCAUGUGACCUUUGAAAUAUUGGGCACCUCUGCCAGUCCACCAAUUAGCAAACACUUGGGAGUUCUGCAGGAUUAGUGGGGUAAUACUUCUUUGGACACCUACUCUUCACUCGCUGCUUGGUAUUCAGGGUCCCCGUAUUGCCAACCGAUGAGUAUUGAAUCAUGAACAAGAUGGAGGGCUUACAAAAGGGAUGGGGGCUUCCUUUCUGGAAACUAGGUGUUACUAUGAUAACCCUGUCGCCCAGCCUGGUUGGAUUUGUACCCUCUAAUAGUAAUUCCAGUUUCAGUUGGCCUUCAUGCAGUGAGUUUGCCACUAAACCACUAAAGGGAUCAGUAAUCAGACCUACUUCAUGCAAAGAAGAUUAACAUUUGAAAUAUUGUGAGUGAGUGAGUGAGUGAGGCACAGUGACGCACAGUGGGUAGCCUGAUAGCUUCAUGGUAUAGCUGGGCUUUGAAUGUUCUCUGCUAUGUGUGUGCGUGUGGAUGCCCUGUGUCCCCUGCAGGGUCUCCCCUCGCAUGCACCCUCUUUUUCCUAUGGUAAGUUCCACCUCACCAUAACCUUGUACUGGAUAAGCCACAGUUGAAUGUGGGUUCAUAAACAUAUAUUCUCCUGGGGAAAAAGCAUAAACACUAGUGCAUGUAUGCUUAUCAUUACUUUAUAAUUUGUCCAUAUAUGGGCAGAGUCAUGUGAUAGAACUGAUUCCCAACACAGAAAUACUGUUCAGAUAAGCGUCUGUUUGGACAGACCAAGUCAGUCAUGAGCAGAGAGAGGAUUCAGGCGGCCAUCUGCACACAUGCCAUGUGAAAUGUCAAAAGGGCUGGUCCAUGAAUGUGAUGCAGAAGGAACCCGUCCAACUUGUGGAUCAUCCACAGAGCCUGAAAUGACUCGACUGCACCUCAGUCCCCAUGCUGAUUACAUACAGUACUAGAGGUGCACUUAUUGCAAUGUUCUUGGCCAAUUCUGAUUUCUGAUGUUUUUGCAAGUUUGACCUGCUGAUCGCGAUUUUCUUUCUAAGAAUUACAAUUGGCAUCAUAUACAAACAAAAAUCAACUUUUCUUCAAUACAAAAUUUUAUUUUCAUAAUAAAAUAAAUUGUUAAAUUUUACAAUUUCCAACAAACUGCAAGUUACAGAUCUUCUCUCACUUAAACAAGUCUGGAAACGAGAUAUAAAUAACAGUUAACUGAAAAUGAGCUGCUGUACCCCCCAAUUUUAUCUGACACAUUUUACUUUAGCAAACAAGAGCAGGUGCAACAGAUUUAAAUAAAACAGAUGUCAUUUACUUAAAUAAUUUUCCAGUAUGUUGUAAUUCACCGGAUAAUUGACCUUUUUCUCUUUAUUACUCGUCUUACAGUCCAUAGGUUACAAACCUCAAAAUAAAACUGAAGAGUGCUAUACUUUUCCAAAUAAUAAUAGAUGCAGGGUAAUAUUAUAAUACCAACAUCGCAUGUUAUGCGCAUACAAUUCUUACAUCGCUAGUAAGCUAGAUUAAG
Molecule: messenger RNA, 2910 nt
Organism: Paramormyrops kingsleyae
Lineage: Eukaryota; Metazoa; Chordata; Actinopteri; Osteoglossiformes; Mormyridae
Product: dual specificity mitogen-activated protein kinase kinase 6-like
Biological process (GO): protein phosphorylation; MAPK cascade
Molecular function (GO): MAP kinase kinase activity; ATP binding
Source: RefSeq, a predicted model, not a curated record